Molecule: messenger RNA, 249 nt
Organism: Ilex paraguariensis (yerba mate)
Lineage: Eukaryota; Viridiplantae; Streptophyta; Magnoliopsida; Aquifoliales; Aquifoliaceae
Source: the annotation of a GenBank genome assembly
AUGACAGUGUCUACCAUCCGCAAAUACCUCAAGCAGAAGCUGAAUCUAAUGGACGAAUCAGAGGUGGAUGUCCAUUGCUGUGGUCUAAAAUUGAAUGCAAAUCUGACCCUAAUGGACAUAGAGCACCUCUGGCUAAAAUACAGGGUGCCGGACCAUGCCAAAGCCAAAGCGAAGUGGGAUGUGAAGGAAAUUGUGAUGGAGCUGGGUUAUAGCAGAAACAAGGAAUUCAAAGUCCCAAAGGAGAACUAG